AUGGCGACGAUAGUGCAGUGUCUUUCUUCCUGUGCGAGUCUCGAUUCCAAAUUCAAGGCCCUUUCUCUCAAGGGAUUUUCUUCUUCUUUCUCUUCGUCAUCACCUUCUUCAUCUUCUUCCUUCCCCACUCGUCGCGGUUCAGCUACUUUAUGCUCCUCCUCCCUUAGCUUCUCUCAGAGCGUUUCACAAUGCGUCGCCUUCUCCUCCGGGAAUUUGUGGGUACAGAAACCAGUGAGGCAAUCGAUUGUGUGUGAGGCUGCUCCGACGAAGAAAGCUGAUUCAGCUGCAAAGAGAGCUCGCCAAUCCGAGAAGAGGCGCGUCUACAACAAAUCUAAGAAAUCUGAAGCCCGAACCCGAAUGAAGAAGGUCUUGGAAGCACUCGAGGGGCUCAAGAAGAAACCAGAUGCGCAACAGGAUGAGAUUGUAACCGUGGAGAAACUCAUAGGAGAGGCUUAUUCUGCAAUCGACAAAGCGGUCAAGGUUAGAGCUCUACACAAGAACACUGGUGCUCGUAGGAAGUCUCGUUUAGCUCGGAGGAAAAAGGCCGUUGAGAUCCACCACGGUUGGUACGUCCCAGACACAGCAGCAGCUGCACCAACAGAAGCUGUGUCCAUGGCUGCAUAA
This is a messenger RNA of Microthlaspi erraticum, 624 nucleotides long. NCBI's taxonomy places the organism in Eukaryota, Viridiplantae, Streptophyta, Magnoliopsida, Brassicales, Brassicaceae. The record is from the annotation of a GenBank genome assembly.